Molecule: messenger RNA, 1734 nt
Organism: Lolium perenne
Lineage: Eukaryota; Viridiplantae; Streptophyta; Magnoliopsida; Poales; Poaceae
Source: RefSeq, a predicted model, not a curated record
AUGGUGAGGCUUGCCAAGCGCUACAGGAGUGACAAGCAGUCUAUCUACAUCGGUGGUACCGACAUUCCAAUCACUCUAACAGAUGUAAAGCAAAUAAUGGACCUUCCGAUAGAAGGGAAAGACAUAAUUGUCCAUAUGCAACAACCUUUUGACAAAAAAUUGUUGGAUGCUUAUGGAAGUGAAGGGAAACUUUUAAUUUCUCACCUUGAGAAACUCAUUAUAGCAUCCAAAACUCCUGAUGAUCAUUUCAUCAGGACAUUUGUGUUGUACACUAUCGGCGUUAUUCUAGCACCAACAACAAAGGGCUACGUUAAGAAGAAAUAUUUAAAAAUUGUUGAGAACGUGCUAGACAUUCCCAAAUUUAGCUGGGGAUUUUUCACAUUGAACAAUUUGUUUAGUUGCAUCUGUAAGUUUAAUGAAGACGAUGACCAGGCUCUUCAAGGAAAUCUACCUUUGCUGCAAGUUUGGUACUGGGAGCAUGUCCGUGCUGGCUCUGUUAUCUAUUCUGCUAUACAACCUCCGCUGCUGGCACGUUGGAAUGAAGACAUUGCAAAACUUAGAACAGAUGCUUAUGGUUCUGGCAAUCUAGAUCGAGGAGUGGUUACCAAACAAAUUUGUGCGCCAAAUGGACCGACAAACACUACAAAUGGUCAUGCUACCUACACAAAUAAAAUCGUGGAUAAAGAUGUUACCUAUCGAGCACAACCACAAUGUCAAACUAUUAGUAGCCAACAAAUGGAUAUGAUACUUCAAACCAUCGACGAGCGCAUUUCACAUCAUGAGAAGAAGAUAGGCAGGCAACUAAUGGAAAUAGAGCACAAACUUGACGCCAAACUAAUUGCCAUAAAUGAGGACCUGAUAGAUAUUAAGAGAACCAAUGGAGCACAACCUAGGCUGUCAAAGGCGGAGGACGAACUUAGAGACGUCAAAAAAGAACUCGAGGAAAUGAAAUUCCUAAUUCGGACAAAUACACAACCAUCAGCAUCAAAGGAUACAUACGUCCAGGAGCAAGUCAAUCGAGGAGAAUAUGACUUGCGACCAUAUCCUCGGGCUCAAGCAUCGACGACAAUGUUUAGUGAUACUACUGCAAGAACACCAAGCGCAAAGCACGUCGUGCCAAACAAGGAGUGUGACAAACGCAAACAGCCGCGAAAGCCUAUAUUCGACGAUGAUUACAACAUUACAGAUGAAGACAUGGAAGUGGCACUUUUCCUCCGCGAGAGUUACGAUGUUGCUGAAGUAGCCAACAUUGGAGAAUGUGUCCUAAAAGUCUACCAGCUGAAGCCAUGCGUGAACAAAGGAUUCUUUUACGACCAGGUUAUUGAUGCAUAUGCACACAUAAGCAAUGUUGAGACUGCUACGACAUCAGUCUUAACAACAGCAGAAAGCAGGAAGCUGUUACAGGAAUGUCGGGGUUUAACUCCCAAAAGACCCAGAAGCUGGGUUGAACGUAUAGCGAAGAAAUUUGUAGGGCGCCGAAUGGUGCGCGUCCCACUCAAUGUACAUAAAUCCCAUUGGCUUCUACUAGUCUUUAAUUUCGACAAGGAAGAGGUUUAGGUCCUCAACUCCCACCAAGCAUAUCAUGACGAAGAGUCGGAAAGAGACCUGGUGUUGUCCAUUCAGUCGUGCAUUAACGAAGCCGUGAACACUGGCUGGGUAACAACGUCUAAGCAGAUCAAUAUUGCCCAGUGGAAUACCGUAUGCUAUACUAACAUACCACAACAGAAGGAUGGG